Molecule: messenger RNA, 321 nt
Organism: Phanerochaete carnosa HHB-10118-sp
Lineage: Eukaryota; Fungi; Basidiomycota; Agaricomycetes; Polyporales; Phanerochaetaceae
Exons: 2
Coding region: 1-321 (106 amino acids)
Source: RefSeq, a predicted model, not a curated record
AUGGAAUUCUUGAAGGAGUUCCUGACAAUUAGUCAAAUUUCCGUUUCGGUCACGACGGGAGUCAAGGAUUUCUUCGACUUCCCAUUCUUCCUCGCCAUUUACGAGGUCAGGGACUACCGGUUCACGUCGCUGAGAGGGAUACGUGUGUUCUUUGAAGGGACUGAGAAGGCUUUCAUUGAAAACGGGGUGUUGUUUCCAUUGACGUGGGAGUUCCAAUUCAUAGGCGGAAGCGCCGACUUUGCGUUUGACCUUGAAGGGUCCAUAUCGCUUAUCGUCGAGCUUCUUCAUUGGCCUGUCGGUUCGGAUGUUUAUUCCUUCUAG